This is a messenger RNA of Strongylocentrotus purpuratus (purple sea urchin), 3028 nucleotides long. RefSeq names its product ketimine reductase mu-crystallin. Gene Ontology annotation, molecular function: hormone binding. The coding region runs from base 170 to 1279 and encodes 369 amino acids. Lineage: Eukaryota; Metazoa; Echinodermata; Echinoidea; Camarodonta; Strongylocentrotidae. The record is from RefSeq and is a predicted model, not a curated record. The transcript is spliced from 10 exons. Gene Ontology annotation, cellular component: cytoplasm.
ACCCAGCCAUCAGCGCCGCUCCACCCAACGGCCCGUGCCCUCACCGUCGACCCGGCCCCGUAGCGGCCAUCCGCUCUCGUUUACAUACCAUUCAGCUAGCUCAAGGACCAGGCGUGCAAUUUGACGCUCGAUGAUCAUGAAUUUUCUCUGACUCUGUUGGAGUAUUUGAAUGCAGAGUACCAGACGCAUUGUAGGAGGGGGCUGCAUAUACCUAGCAUGCUGGGGUCUGAGACGUCUUGCUCCGAAGUUGCAGGGAAUAUUCCAUCGCUCUAACAACUCUUCUGCCACCAUCCUUGGCAAUUUGGUUCCGUACAAAAUGGCCCAUACAUCACCCCAACCAUGCUUGAUCAGCCCCGCCCAAGUCGUCGAAAACCUGACGUACAAGGAUCUCAUACCCGCCGUGGAACAAGGUCUUGGGAACUUUUCUAAAAGGAACGAAGAAGGAGGGGGAGGAGGAAUAUAUCCACAGAGAACCAUGAUGAAAAUUGAAGAGCAUAAUGGUUCUGUGUUUGUUAUGUCUGCUUUUAGUCCUGCUGGUAAUGUCAUUGUAACAAAGAUUAUCAAUCGUUACGUUGACAACACUGAGCGCAACCUACCCACACAUUUUGGAACGAUCAUUUUGCAUGAUGCCCGGACCGGAAAAUCCAAAGCUGUAAUGGAUGCAGAGCACAUUACUGCUAUGAGAACCGCCGCAGCAUCAGCCGUAGCCACGAAGUACCUGGCGAGGGAUGGCUGGCAGACGUUAGCAAUUCUUGGAGCAGGGUCCCAGGCCGUGGCUCACCUUCAUGCCUUGAAGCAUAUGACGACAAUUAGAGAGGUACGAGUUUGGACAAGAUCUUCUGAGAAAUGCCAGGCUUUUGCCCAGAAGUUUGAUGUAAAAGCGUGUGAAACAGCUCAAGAGGCAGUUACUGGCGCAGAUGUAAUUGCCACAUGCACUUCUUCUCAUACUCCUGUAUUAGAGUCUAGCUGGCUGAAACCCAGUGCUCACAUAAAUUGUGUAGGGGCCUGCGUACCAUGGGCUCAGGAGUUGGGCGCUGAGGUGAUGAAGAAGGCUGUAGUCUACACAGAUAACACUCCAGGUGCAUAUAAGGAGUCUGGAGACAUCGUCCAUUCCAAGGUGACGGUGUUUGCAGAGAUUGGAGAGGUGAUUAAUGGGACCAAGGAAGCCAAAAGAGACGAGAUUACGGUCUUCAAAUCUCAAGGAGUGGCUGUUGAAGAUGCUGUAGCAGCGAAACUCGUCUAUGAUAAAGUGAGCGUUCUAAAGGACAUGAAAUCAUAAUAAAUAAACCAAUUGAUGGUGAUGAUGUUCCAGGGAUAGGCUCCCAGAUAGCAAAAUGUUGUGGGGCCCAUCUGGGUUUUAUCUAGUAACAACUGGGCUGGUAUAUGGGCCCCAAAAGGACGCAUUGUGGGGCCCAGCAAACUGCACCCGGGUUAUAGAUGGGCCCCAGAUAGACAGCCCAUCUGGGGCCCACUCGGCCCAGAUGGGCCCACAUGGAACCCAGAUGGACCCCACAAAUGGCCCAGCAAUAUGCACAAGGGUUACCAAAUGUGGGUUUUAUGUGGGACUUGCCACAUAAAAUCCAGGGUUCUAUAUAUUGGCUACAUAUGGGGCCAAGUGGGCUUUAUAUGGGGCCCAUAUGGGCCACGAGGGUUCUAAAUGGGCUUCAUAUGGGUCAAGUGGGUUCUAUAUGGGCCCCAUAUGGGCCAAUGUGGUUCUAAAUGGGCUUCAUAUUGUUUAAAUGGGUUCUAUUUUUACCCAGUUGAAUUCAGUUGUUUACCAUCAAAUUUCUAAGGUUUUGAGGUUUAAUUUUCUCUGGUUUAUGAAGUCCUGACUGUCACAUAUUCAGUUACCAGUUGGAAUUAACUGGUCUAACUGGACCUGUUGUACCAUUUGGCACAAUUUUUAACCAGUUGAAAGCUCCAGUUAAAAGGCUUAAUUAGUAAGUUAAGGUAUAAGUAGCACUUGUACUAAUUAAUUUUGUUAAUGGCAACAACACAAUGUAAAGGCAUUGGUAAUAAGAAGACUUUGUUAAUUUGCCAAUGUGCGCUUUUCACCACCAAAAACCCACAUGGGAACCACAUGGGGCCCAUAUGUGUUGGUACUUGUGGGCUCUGGGUGGGAAGGCCCAUCUGGUAUACAUGUGGUUUUUGUAUGGGCCACGUGGGCUCUAGUCGGCCCACACAAAACCCAGAUGGGCCCCAGAUAUUUUGUCGACUUCUAUUUUUCUAACAACUCCAUGUUUAUUUAUGGCACUUACUUAAGUAUUCUGAUGAGUAUAAUUUUUAUCAUAAUUGAGAUACUUCACUUACACUGUACUUCAAAGUUGAUUGUCAGAAUACCAUCCCUAAUGUGCUAAAUGUCUGUAGUAUCAUGUAAUCGGAAAGACAUAUAUAUUUAGUAAUAAUUGUUACAUAUAUAAUUUAUAUAUAAAUUGUGUUUCAUAUUGUACUGUUGAGAAGGAAAUAAAUGUUUAAAAAAAUACAAAGAUACAAAAUACAAUUUAGCGGAUUAAUGUAACAUUGUAUUAAGAUGAGGGGUCGCCAUUAAACAUUGUGUUUUAAAAGCAUAAGUUAAAUCAAAUUUUGGCAAAAUCCAACAAGCCUUCCAUAAUGUUGUAACACCACAAAUAUUUUGCAUGCAUGAAACGUUCUUGAACUCUGUGAGUUGCUAUAUUAUCCGAAUAGGUUUAUGUAGCAAAUUAAUGAAAUCUGACACAUCAAACUUUUCCUAUUCACUAAUUUUGUGUUAUUGUUGGGGAGGGGGAUGUGGCUUAUAUUAUUUGCACUGUCCAAAAGUUUUGUGUCACAGACAUUGCUGGUUUUACAGUAAGCUAGGUGAUUUUUCUUUUUUGUAAUGUAUGUACAUGCAAUCAGCUUCAUUACUGCUCCUUUAAGGUUUGAUAACCGUAGUUUUAUUUGUACACUGACAUGUAUUUAAGGAUGGCGUGCCUAACAUUGUUUUCUUGUAUCUCGCAACACAUAAGAGAAGUAAGUAAUGUUUUUAAAAUAAAAUCUCAAAAUUCACCAA